Molecule: messenger RNA, 2244 nt
Organism: Cladocopium goreaui
Lineage: Eukaryota; Dinophyceae; Suessiales; Symbiodiniaceae
Source: the annotation of a GenBank genome assembly
AUGCAAGUCCAGUGCCGCUUUAAGCAAUAUUCGCAGGGCAAGUUCUUGCUUCACGAAGCACUGGCGUCUGGAUUGCUGAACAGCGAUUACAACGGAGGCGUGGGGGCCCACGAAGUCAUGCAGCGGAACUGUUGCGGGUACCUGGCCGCGGUAGAGGCCUUUAAACAAGCAGUGCCGGAGGAAUUUGCGCGCCAAGAGCUCCCAGCACUGCAGAAGCAGUUCUUCCAGAAACACAUGGACCGAGACUUGCAGCAUUUGUUGGAAAGCACAGUGCCGCCGAUCCAAGUGGAGAGAUUGCCGCAGUUUAAGAGCUGCAUCUUCAAGUACAAGAGGAAGGUCAGUGAGCAACAAGAGGCCGAAGCCGAGAAGUUACUUGGCAUUGGUUCUCGCAUUUUCUCAAGAGCACAAAUGCCAUACUCAUUCAUCAUCAGGCUUCGGAUCGAGAUGGAGCAUGUCACUCUGAAGCAGAAGUUGGUGGCGGUGCAAGCGGACUUAACAGCCAUGGUGGGAUGGGCCCAGAGGAAGCAGGAUGAUUCAAACCGUCAAGGCACGUUGGAUCACAAGUAUGUGAAAGACCGAUAUGAUCGGGGUGUCAAUGCAGUGGCGAACUUCUGUUCUUCCAAGCACCACAUUGUCGCCCAAGAGGAUUUCGGAGGCACACACCAGGAGGAAGUUGCCACCUCAGACUCAUUCUGCUGCAAGAAAGGAUCGAACUAUGUGGAUGAUGCCAUUGAUGUGGCCAAAUCAAUUUGUUCAGCAAGUUCCAGAUCUGCUUUCCUGCUGCUGGAGCCAGUUGUUCAUGCUGGGGUCAGCCAGAUGGCACUCGUUCAGAAACGGCGACGUGCUCACGACAAGAUUUACACGUUUUUCGACGUCCGUGAAGGAGCCAUUGUCUUCAAGGUUCGUUCAACAUUGAGAAGGUUCACCAGGGCCAGAGUGUGUGGUCGCAGUCAAAAGCAAUGCUUGGCACCAUCGGCCCUGUUCAGAGGGCGAGAGUAUGCGACCUUCGAAAUUUUGAUCCCGAUCGGGCUUUGGCGCCGACUCACCGAGUUUCACGAGUUCAGCCAAGCAGUGUGGCAGAAGCAGAAGACCGUCUUGAAUGGUGGUGCUGGGUUGGAUUGGCAUUUCCUGGGCUUUAUCACUCAGGACGAAUAUGACGACAGCAGGGAUGUGGUUUUGUCUCGCGAAUGGUGGGAUCAUUCCACAGAAGCUGGGCCAAAGCAGAGGAUCCGUCAAGCUUUCAGUGAAGCCAGACCAACACUGGAGGUCUUGUGUCUCAAGGAAGGUGCUUUGGCGAGCCUUGCACUGUGCCUAAGGAUUCCGGAUGCACUUGCAGAGUCACUUCCCACUGACUCAGACGAGCUUGGCGAGCAGAUUGGAAAGGACUUGAAAGCCUUCAAUGACAAGUGGGGCCGUACCUUGCGCGGCGAAGGAGGGACAUCACCAGCUGCAGGAGCCCAGACUGGUGGAACUGGAUCCCCUACUCCUCCUGCCCGUUUGCUGUGCCGACCGGUCUUCGAUGAGACAGAGAGACCCAUUGAUGUGAACAAAGAGUACACCUUUCCAGAGGAGGCAGUGGUUCCCAUGGAAACCCUCACGGAGAUUCUUGCAGGUGGUCCAAUCUCGCGCCAGAAUGCUGCUGGCAUUCACGUAUGGGUCGGGGGUGACUUCAAGUUGUACUUGGUCAACACAGGAGAUGUUGAGUGCGCACUGGGCCCUGGCGAGCUCUUUGGCUUUAACACAGGAACUUUCAGCGAGAUGGUGAGUUCCAAUGCACGUUGCUCGAAGGAUGUCCUGCACUUUUGUAUCAAGUUGGACAGUGACACCGUGGUCUAUGAGAAGGCUGCCGUGUCGUUGGCCGAUCUCAUUUGUGAUUUGGCUGGCGAGCGGGGAGUCAUCGACAUCCAGAUGCAGGACCACAACCUGAAACCUGUUACGGAGGUGAACGGCUCUCCGAAGACAUUUCGGUACGAAGUCAUCGCGAAAACGAAAGGCAUGGUUUUCACGCCGAAGAAGCUGGCUCUGGGAGAUUCCGAGAAUGUCAUGUCGGUCCGCGGCACCAUGCUGGGGGCAUCCUUUGCUGAGAACUACAAGCAGCUGCCGAAGACAGACGUUGCCCGAACGCUAUGGGAGGUGAGCUUUGAGCAGAGCGUGCCGGCCCAGAUCUUGCCGCGAAAGCCCAAGUUCUGGCUGCUUGCCAAUGUGAAGUUGCGUCCCAAAAGUGCUCAUUGCAUCCAAGUAUGA